Molecule: messenger RNA, 911 nt
Organism: Vigna angularis (adzuki bean)
Lineage: Eukaryota; Viridiplantae; Streptophyta; Magnoliopsida; Fabales; Fabaceae
Product: PRA1 family protein B4
Exons: 1
Coding region: 124-792 (222 amino acids)
Biological process (GO): vesicle-mediated transport
Cellular component (GO): Golgi apparatus; endoplasmic reticulum
Source: RefSeq, a predicted model, not a curated record
AGCCAAAUUAGAAUAGCCAAAAACAAACAAGUCCAUAAUUCACUUUUCUUUUCUUCCUUUUUCAUAUUUUCAUUUCCUUUCAUCGAAAUCAUUGCUUCACUGUUUUUUCUCAUAUUCUUCAACAUGGCAGCUCCUACACCCACCCCACAGGUUCUCCCCGUCUCAAAUCCUCAAUCCACCAUCACUACCACCGCCACCACCGAGGAACAGCAGCCACCGCAACCCGCAGUCCGCGCCAUCAUAUCCUACUUCUCGGACUCCCUCCGUCACAGCCUCUCGCAUCGCCGUCCCUGGCCGGAGCUCAUGGACCGCUCGGCGCUGGCGAAGCCGAUGUCAUUCUCGGAGGCGACGCUGCGCGUGCGGCACAAUGUCUCGUACUUCCGCGUGAACUACUACGUGGUGGUUUCGCUGAUCCUGGCGGUGUCGCUCCUAACCAGCCCCUUCUCCCUGGUGCUCCUCGUCUCCCUCCUCGCCUCCUGGCUCUUUCUCUAUCUCCUCCGCCCCACCGACCGCCCCCUCCGCCUCUUCGGCCGUACCUUCACGGAUUUCGAGACGCUCUCUCUCCUCGCCGCCGCUUCCUUCUUCCUCCUCUUCCUCACCCCCCUUGGCUCCCUCCUCGUCACCGCCUUCACCGUCUCCAUCGCCCUCGUCGCCGCCCACGCCGCAUUCAGAGUUCCCGAGGACCUCUUCCUCGACGACCGCGACUCCACCCAGCCGGCCGGCUUCCUCUCCAUCCUCCGCGCCGCUGUCAACGUCCCUCCCGUCCCCCCACCCGUCCCCAGCCGCGGCUGAUCGGAGCUUCUCCCUGUCUGCACCCUUCAAGGAUUCAUUCAUUCACAUGUUUGUUUAUACGUUUGGUUAGGGAAUUUGGACACGUUUUCUCUUUUAUGAUAUAUUUUUGGAGGGAAAAC